UGUGCGUCUUUAGAGCCUAUUCCCUUUUCUCUCUCCAGUCUAUCGCCCCAUUCCUUGCUCCUCCCCUGGCUUUUAUACUAUUUCGCGGGAAUCUUUUUAAAUUCCGUAUCCCACCUCUAAAAAAAAUAUUUGGCUUAUCGGAAAUGAUGAUGUCAAGGCAAUAUCCCAUCUGAAAUGCCAUCCAGUGUGUCUCCGGACGCCUGAAACCGCACAUAGAUUUGGUAAAAGCAAUUUUCUGUAUAUUUCCUCUAGUAUUGGUCAAGUUAGUGGGUGUGUAUUCUUGCACAGGGGGUGUGUGUCUGAGAGAGAGAGAGAGGGAGAGGUGAGGGAGGGUGUGUAGCCCACGGUGAUAUAUACGCGGACACAGUCCUGUGGUCACUGGUCUUAACCAAUGAUUGAUUGGUCUUAACCUGAGAAUCAAUAGUUGAUCAACAGUCUGCUUUCAACGUGCAGCUCCACGGGGAACUGUCACAGGAUGUUGCAAGAGGGACUCUCCCAUUGAAUUCACUGCUGGAGAACAGUCAUGAUGAUGGUGUCAGGGGCAGGGUGGAUUCUCUUCUGCCUCUUUCUAAUGGGGGAGAGAACAGCAAUUGACGGUGGGGAGGUGCAGUGCUCUCUGUCUCCAGCGGGGGCACUCCACCCUGUGUGGGGGCUGUUGGAGCGUUUUGAGGCCGGCCCGGGCUGUGCAGCCAGAGAGAGCGGGGAGAAAGAGACCCAUGUGAUCGCUGUGGGGAGAGCGACACGUAGCCCUGACAAACAGGUGACUGUGCUCCUGAGGCCCCUGUCUCUGUCUCGCCCCCCCCGUCAAACUCUCAUCCUGGUACUGAGCUCCAAGCAGCCUGUGCGCUGGUGGUUGGAGGCCGAGAGACUACCCCCGGAUCUGCCUGUGCUGGUGCAGGUCUCUCCUAACUCUACAGUGCAGCCCUACAGUCUGGCAGUGCGGGUGCAGCCAGUGCCCUCUCUGCCUUUCCGCCCGCGGGCUCUGCUGCACUGGGCACUGCAUCGCCAUGGCUCCCUGUCCUCCCUCACACACACAGCCAGUGCCAACCGUGUCUACGUCCGCGUGGGAGAGGAUACCACCAUGCCCAGCGUGUGCCAACUGCAGUCUCUGUUCCUGUCACACAACUACCUGACCUCUGACCUGCAGCCACAGGAAGUACAGGGCUGUGCUCCAGUUGGCGGAGGCGACCCAGAAGUACAUGUCAUCAAGCUGCAUUCAGCAGGGUCAGAGCUUUGUGGCUCUCUGCAGGUGGAGGUGACUGUCUCUCUGGUGCCCCCGGUGGCCAAUGCUGGGUGGCACAAGCUGGUGCUGAUCCUCAGUAGUGCCGUUCCAGUCAACUGGGCUCUCACAGUCCCAGGGCUCCGGGGACACAUCUCUGUCUAUUCCUCCAACAGUGUGUCCCCACUCUACCCUCCGGAGCCUGACCUGACACUGACUAGCAUGCUCACCUCUGACCUCUCUACCACCCAUGACCUUUUGAGCUGGGCCAAUCAGAGUGGCUUCCCCAAAGUGGCCUCAUACACAGAGGCUGACCUAGCCAAUCGCUUUGUGAUCAGACUGGCUGGGGGUGGGACAGAAGGUGGCCCCCCUGUGCGUAUGCUGGGCGGCAGGCCCCCGUGGGUCCAGGAGCGCAGGCUGAGACAGUGGCUGAGUGGGGGAGGAGGAAUGGCCAGUGGGGGCUGGGACGCCGUCAGUGUGCAGUGUCAUGACGGACGACUCAAUGUGGCCGUGGACAGACACAUUCUGCAGACCCUGUCUCUCCCGGUGUCGGAGGUGACGCUGCAGGAUCCUCAGUGCCUGGCCCAGUCCAACAGCAGCCAUUUCCUGUUGGCAUUCCCGGUCAUUUCCUGUGGGACUGAGGGGCUGCUGCAGGGAGAGCCCAGAGGGGUGCAGUACAAAAAUGCGGUGUUGCUAUGGAGAAACAAGCCUCUGGUUGCCGUGGGCAAUGAGACAGACAAGGAUCCCACAGAGUGGACUCCACUGGUCAUACAUUUCAGCUGUUUGGCUGCAGUCCCCAGCGCCCCCAGCCUUCCUGUGGAGCAGCCCACUCCACAGGGGCCGGGGCCUCUCCCCAGGGCCAGGGCCGGCCCACUGGUCUCACUGCAGCUGUUUGUUACAGAGGGCUAUGAGCAGAGGCAGACCGGUCCUUGUGCCAUCACUGCGUACAACCAUGUCUAUGUGGAGCUUUCAGCCAAGGGGGCCAUCGGUGGGGGUGUGGAUGUGCGGUCCUGUGUAGUGUCUCCUCUAUCAGACCCCCGCGUGUCCCCUGGCUGGUCAGUCAUUAGAGACGGCUGCUCCACUGACACCUCACUGACACUCAGCAAAAUGACACAUGACCAAGAGGAGGAUGCUGAGGAAUAUUAUGAAGAGGAAGAGGAGAUACCUAGAGGCCUGUCGUUCAGGCAUCCAGGAAGGGCUUGGAGGAACAAAGCAGGAUUGACAACAGGACUGAGACAAAGAGAACACGGUGGGAAGAGGGGAAGAGGAGGACGAGCCAAAAGGAAGGAGAGCGAUGGAGGAAUGGGAGGAGAGGAGGACCAGAUAAACAGACUGAGGUUCAGUUUUGUCCUUCGGCCCAUCUACAACAACUCUGUCCAGUUCCUGCACUGUAGCAUCCGUCUGUGUGGCCCUGAGUCAGUGACCCAGGGGCCUCCAACGGCCAUGACACAGAGUGGCUGUCCGAAUCCCUGGGGCCUCCGUAUCCCUGCCCUCGUAUCUAAACUACCCAGCCAACAGUGUGAGUACAGAAACCUCUCCAGACCCAUGCUGGUCAAUCAGCCCGUUGGUGUGGCCAGACAGCUGGCGCCACCUGCUGGUCAGAGAGGUCAAAUGCCCAGUGUGGCUCAACUGCCCAAGCCUAUCCCAGCCCACAGCAGCUCUGGGGUAGAGACAGGCUCAGUGUUGGGGAUUGUGUUUGUUGCUUUCCUUAUGGGCAUCAGCCUGAUGGGGGCGCUGUGGUGCAUCUACUCUCACACAGAAGCUCCUCCACCAACCAGAAGAGGGAGCCUGCUCGAGAAUACUAACCCUGCCUUAUUAGACUCUUCCAACAGCUCUGUGUAGAGGGAUUUCUCUGGUAAAUCUGAGUCCGAGGGUAAAGUGGGACAGAAGAUUAAACAUCUGGUGUGUGUAUGUGAGUGUGUCAGACCUGGGUUCAAAUACAUGCGUAUUUAAGUAUUUGUUAUUUAAAUACUUAUUUUCUGUGUAUUUUAGUAUUUUCGAAUAAUGUGGCCAAAUCAGCUAUUUCUAUUUGAAGUAUUUGAAAUUAUUUUCAGAUAACUUCCUAUAAAUAGCCGAAAAUGUUUUCAAAAACUUAUUUCAAAAUACAUUCUUUCAAAAACCCCUAGGACCAAACAGACCUGGGUUCAAAUGCAUGCAGUAUUUGAACAUUUGCAUUUCCAAAUACAUUCCAAUAUUUAACUACUAAAAAAUAUCCAAAUACUUACUUCGAAAUGUCUUUGAAAGUAAUUGAAAUACCCUAAAUAGUUUUUGAACCCAGGUCUGGUGUGCGUAUAGAAAACAUUGAGAACUCCUGCUCUUUCCAUGACAUAGACUUACCAAGUGAAUCCAGGUAAAAGCUAUGAUCCCUUAUUGAUGUCACUU
This is a messenger RNA of Coregonus clupeaformis (lake whitefish), 3601 nucleotides long. Its product is annotated as transforming growth factor beta receptor type 3. The transcript has 18 exons. The record is from RefSeq and is a predicted model, not a curated record. Bases 524 to 3061 code for a protein of 845 amino acids. NCBI's taxonomy places the organism in Eukaryota, Metazoa, Chordata, Actinopteri, Salmoniformes, Salmonidae.